Messenger RNA from Microbotryum saponariae, 584 nucleotides. The record is from the annotation of a GenBank genome assembly. NCBI's taxonomy places the organism in Eukaryota, Fungi, Basidiomycota, Microbotryomycetes, Microbotryales, Microbotryaceae.
AUGUGGUUUGAGCAGGUCAUCAUGGCCACGAACCGAAUCGAUAUCCUCGACUCGGCUUUGCUGCGACCUGGUCGCAUUGACAGGAAGAUCGAGUUCCCGCCACCAGGGUGAGUGAUCGGCUUGCUUUCCCGUUGCUUGGGCGAAGAGUCUGACUUUCGUGCUUCCAUCCCUACAGCCCCGAAGCUCGCGUUUCCAUUUUGAGGAUCCAUUCGCGGAAGGUGCGCAUGCAUAUGCAAUGCCUGUGCUGACUCACCAAGUGGGGGCUAAUCAUCAUAUCCUCUGGCUGCAGAUGUCGCUGCAACGCGGGAUCAACCUACGCGCAUUGGCGGAAAAGAUGGGCAACUGCUCCGGCGCCGAAGUGCGAGGUAUCUGUACAGAAGCCGGUCAGUUCUGCUCCUUCCUUAUUCCGUUCUAUCCACGAAUCGGUCUUCUGACCGAUGUUUAAUUUCGAACUGUUAGGGAUGUACGCCCUGCGUGAACGUCGCCAACACGUGACGCAAGAAGAUUUCGAAAUGUCGAUCGCCAAGGUGUUGCGCAAGGCCGGCGACGCGGCCAACACGUCAUCCAACAAGCUCUUCAAUUAG